AUGCUCAUCGGCGUCUGUGGCAGUAUCUGCUCCGGCAAAAAGACGGUGGCCCAAUAUCUCGUUGAGCAUCAUGGAUUCAAACUUCUCCAUCUACAGCCACAAUCCCAGCCAAGACCGUCCAAUACCUCGCUUGGAGCCCAUUCCGCUUCACCCGAGGAACACGAUGCAGAGUCUCCAUCACAGUCUACUGACUCGACAGCCUUCAAAGGCGCUCUGACCUCAACAGCGCUCACCACCAAGAAUGUUUACCAGUCUUCUUCUGAAACCACGCUGACUCUCCGGGAUGGUCCGCAACACGUGUUUUCCACAGCUGAGGAACUCCUCGACUUUGUGACGAAACGCUGGCGCAGCCGCUUUGUCACUACUGACAUUCCCACCGAGGCAGUUCUAGACGUCUUUCUCCGUCGGCCUUUCUUCCUAUUGCUCUCCGUCGAUGCGCCAUUGACGGUCCGCUGGCGACGGUUCCAGGACCGCGCGAGGCAGAGGCAUACGGGAGAGCCUGACAUGAGUCUAGAAGACUUUGUCAGAGAGAGCGAUAUCCACCUAUACGAUGCAGAGAAAGGCCUUUCACCCCUUAUCUCCCGUGCUGUUGUGAGACUACUCAACACAUCAUCCUCUCUAGCGCACCUCUAUGCUACCCUUGGCAAGUUGGACAUCCCGAAUCCUGAUCGUCUUCGCCCUUGCUGGGACACUUACUUUAUGGAAUUGGCAUCCCUUGCUGCACAACGCUCCAAUUGUAUGAAGCGUAGAGUCGGAUGUGUGCUUGUUGGCAAAGAACGCAGGGUCAUUAGCACCGGUUAUAAUGGGACUCCAAGGGGACUACAGAAUUGCACUGAAGGAGGCUGUCCAAGGUGCAAUGACGGCAAUAGCUCCGGAGUGGGCUUAUCGACUUGCCUGUGUAUCCAUGCCGAAGAGAACGCGCUUUUGGAAGCGGGGCGAGAAAGAAUACGCGAGGGUUCUGUCCUAUACUGCGACACGUGUCCCUGCCUCACAUGCAGUAUCAAAAUCUGCCAGGUGGGCAUCAGCGAGGUUGUCUAUGCUCACACAUACAGCAUGGACAACGAUACAGCCCGGGUGUUUAGGGAGGCUGGCGUGAAGCUGAGACAGUUCAUACCACCGCCCAAUGGCCUGAUUCAUCUCGAGAAGAUGGAACUUUACUAG
Molecule: messenger RNA, 1161 nt
Organism: Fusarium musae
Lineage: Eukaryota; Fungi; Ascomycota; Sordariomycetes; Hypocreales; Nectriaceae
Exons: 3
Coding region: 1-1161 (386 amino acids)
Molecular function (GO): zinc ion binding; hydrolase activity
Source: RefSeq, a predicted model, not a curated record